Molecule: messenger RNA, 953 nt
Organism: Cryptococcus deneoformans JEC21
Lineage: Eukaryota; Fungi; Basidiomycota; Tremellomycetes; Tremellales; Cryptococcaceae
Exons: 3
Coding region: 57-788 (243 amino acids)
Biological process (GO): tRNA 5'-leader removal
Cellular component (GO): ribonuclease MRP complex; nucleolar ribonuclease P complex; nucleus
Molecular function (GO): nucleic acid binding
Source: RefSeq, a predicted model, not a curated record
CCUGAACUCGUCCGUCAAAAUCACACCAUUUUUUAUCCGUUCAUCCAAGACGCAGCAUGUCGCCGGCCGUCAAGAAACUCCCGCCCCCUGCGCCUCCCAAGCAACGUUCAUCCGCCCACCCCUCGGCAUUGACUCACCCAUCUCAUAAAGCAGCAACCGUUCCGCUCAAGCCUCUACAGGGAGUGAGCAAGACUCGCGGGGAUGUAGGCAAGGCCGGUCAUGGAAGAGAAUGUAUCUUUGUGACACGCAAGACGGCGCUCGGUGCUUUAAUGGGCAGAUGUAGGAGCUUGGUUGUUGAUGAAGGAUAUACCUCUCUUACGCUUUACGCCCUGGGCCCGGCAAUCUCUCAUGCCCUCUUGCUUCUUCACGCACUUUUAGAUCUAUUGCCGUACCCAAAGGGAGAGAAGGGAAUGUGGUAUGAAAUCCGAACGGGCAGUGUAGAAUGCGUUGACGAGAUAGACAAAAUGGGAGACGGCCAAACAGACGGGAAUAAUGCAGUACAAGAAGAGGAUGCCUGGUUGAACGAUGUCGGCUCUGUCGAAGCCAGUGUACCGGAGCGAGCUACUAGGAUCAAGUCUUCGAUAGAGAUCACCAUCCACAUUGCGCCUCGACCGGCCUCAAAGAGCUUGUCUACGAUCACGGAGAAGAAGAAAAAGAACAGACCGAGCAAGAAAAGCCGCAUGGCGAGGUGGAAUAGGUUAAAAGAAGAGGAAAGGCUGAGAGAAGAGGAAGAGGAAGAAGAAGUGGAAGAGGAGGAAGGCGACGAGGAGGCUACCAUGAAUGCAUGACAGGCUGCCCCUAUUUGAGAUGGAGUGGAAAAGGGCUUUCUUUUUGUACUGGGUAUGUUGGUCGUCUGUGUUAUAAUUGUAUUCGAUCCUCUUGUACCUGCACAAUGACAAUGACAUGUAUGGCCGCCACGCAGUCGCUAUAUACGCUGUCGAUGCAGUGGUGAC